UAAGAAACGAACGCGCUCUGAUAGCAGGAAUAAAGCUUGCUUCUUUCUUUUUUAUCUUCGUUUCUAAGCAACUAUUACUAGUUAGUAGUUACUAGUACUAGUAGUACACUCUUUCUACACACACAGAAGAAGAAGGAAGAAGAAGAGAAGAGAUAGCACAGCAGACGAUGGGUUUGUCUUCCACUUCCACUUCUACGGCUCUUCUUCUUCUUCUUCUCUUCCCUCUGUUUGCCACUCUCGAAGGUGUUGAUCUAUCAAUAAAAAACCAAUCCAUAGUUGUCACCCCAUCCCCUCUUCCGGGGCAUUCAGCUUCCCGUGGCUCUAAAGAUGUUUUAUUGUGUGAACGCGUUCAAGUUUCUGGUAUAUCAAGAUUGAAACUUGGUAGUUAUGCCAGAACUUUUCGGGUUACCUUCUCUCCAUCUCUAGAAAUCCCAGAGAGAUUGCAUAGCAAAAUUCAGGUUUGUUUUCACAAAAAUAAUUCACUUGGCUUAUGCCAGUGUAAAAAUGACGAGUGGAAAUCUAUUAAGGAGUUAGGGAGCUCAGUCAUGUCGCCUUAUGAUGAUAGAUAUAUUGAUGUGAAGUUCAUUGGUGAAGUAUCGGGUUAUGUCACAAUUGCUAUUGUAGAAGAUUUUCAGAGAUGGCGCCUUGUGUGUCUAGCAUUUGGGUUUGUUUUACUACUUUUGGCACCCAUCGUCAGCAAUUGGGUUCCUUUUUAUUAUAGUAGUUCCAUGGCUAUUGGAGUUUUCCUUGUCAUUAUCAUCCUUCUAUUUCAGGGAAUGAAAUUGCUGCCAACUGGUAGGAAAAAUUUCUUCUAUCUUACUAUGUAUGGAUCAGUGCUUGGGGCUGGAUCUUUUCUUAUGCAUCACUUUUCAGUGCUGGUAAAUUCAAUUCUUAUCAAUUUUGGACUCAGUGAAGAGAUGCACAAUCCAGUCUCUUUAUUUGUGCUAGUUGGAAUUGUCCUUGCUGGAGCUGCUUUAGGAUACUGGAUUGUGAGGAAAUUUGUUAUCUCACAAGACGGAGGUGUGGAUGUUGGGAUCGCCCAGUUUGUUAAAUGGGCAAUGCGCAUCAUUGGAACAACCUCUAUUUUACAGAGCUCUCUUGAUACUCCUUUAGCUCUGGUGACCUUGGCUUCUUGUUGGGCUACCUGCAAUCUUAUCUUUUCUAUGAAGUGGCCUGGUUUAAUGCAUCAAUCAUAUUCUGGGAAUGGGAGUCCUUGGUUGAAGCUGGGGAGGCAGACAACAGGAAAGCACAAUCGUGCUGAAUUCCUUAGCAGGUCAAGCCCUCAAGGGAAGAUGUGGAAUAGCCCAAAGAAGCCAUCUGCUUGGUCUAACUCUCCCAUUAGAGGUGUUGUAUCGCCAUCUUCUGUAGCAAAGAAUCAGCAAGAAUACUAUUCAACUUUUCACUCGAUGCAGAACCGAAAGAAGUUUACGAAGAAAGAGUGGGAUGAUUUCACACGCGAAUCAACUCAGCAAGCUAUGGCUGAAUGGGCAUCAUCCCCUGAAUUUGCAGAUUGGAUGAUUGAUAAUGCUGAUCGAAUACAACUACUUCCAAGUGAGAGUUCAGAUGAAACCAUGGGAAGUGGAUCAGAUUCUACAAAUGAAAAUGUUGUAGGGAGUCGCAGGCAGUUUAGUUUUUUUAACUGGUAGUGAACGGGACAAAAAACCAGUCAAGUUUGCACCUCUUUGCUGUUGGCUAGGAUGUCUCUGGUGCUAGCGGGUAGUGGUAGUAAUAGGUGACUAGAGUAGAAGAUUUUCUAAUUGGUGGUGCUUCCUUCAAGCAAACAUGUUGGAUUGGUAGAAAUUAGGAGGUAUAGAUUUAGGAAUUGCAGUUUAGUUUGUUGCACCAUUCAGCAACGAGGGUGAAAAUUUGUUUCUACAAAGUUUGCUAAAAUUGUUUUUAACCACAUGACGGAUGUUGUGUUCUAAUGCUUCUUGUUACCACAUUUUGGUUUAAUCCGUGCCCAAUGUAUAACUUUCUUCUGUUAAUAGCAUGAAAUGAAUAACAAAUUAUAACAGCUGUAAAGAUUGAACCCAUCUUAGUAACGGGAUUUUGAUUUAA
Messenger RNA from Quercus robur (English oak), 2058 nucleotides. RefSeq lists its product as uncharacterized. The transcript has 10 exons. NCBI's taxonomy places the organism in Eukaryota, Viridiplantae, Streptophyta, Magnoliopsida, Fagales, Fagaceae. Bases 168 to 1646 code for a protein of 492 amino acids. The record is from RefSeq and is a predicted model, not a curated record.